Messenger RNA from Alternaria atra, 2307 nucleotides. RefSeq lists its product as uncharacterized. The transcript is spliced from 7 exons. The record is from RefSeq and is a predicted model, not a curated record. The coding region runs from base 1 to 2307 and encodes 768 amino acids. Lineage: Eukaryota; Fungi; Ascomycota; Dothideomycetes; Pleosporales; Pleosporaceae.
AUGGAUGCGCACAAGGAGUUCAUCAAAGAUAGCAUGAGGCAAGCAUUUUACAUGGCAGAAGCGUCGUUCGAGGCCGUCGGAUCGCCGCCCGCCAGCGGUGGUGACGCUUGGACAUUCCCAGGUGCAGAGACACGAGACAUGAGCGCAAGAAUCUUCGGAGUGUUUGGAGCGCCAUCCGCAGAAAUACCGAUCCCUGGGACAAAACAAAUGGAAACGGUAAACAAGUACCAAGUGGUGCGAGACACCUUGGGGUGGUUGUUAGCCAAGUAUAGAAACGAUGAUGACGAGCCCAGAGCUAUUCCACCGGAUUUGACGGGCAGAAACGAUAUUAACGAGAGACUGAGGGAGGGUGACAUUUUGUUAUAUUGCGACUUGGAAAGAUACACGAAGAAGAACGACGGUACUUGGUUCAACUUUGACAACUACAAGGAGGCAGAUCUUACUGCUGAAGAGUACGACGACUGUCAGAACCCAGCAGAGAAGACUGCAUAUACUGCAGCGUAUGUCACAGUACCUCAAGCGGGAAGAAUGGUACCAAUUCAGAUCUGUCCAGGUGAUGCCAACAAGGAAACUGUGAAAAGUCAACUAUCAGCUAACAUUCAAGCAAAUCUUAAGUACGAGAAGAAGACUCUCGACGACAUAACUGGUUCUCCAACAGGCAGUCUGCUUCAGAAGCUCGACACGUUAUGUAUGAUUCGGAAGAAGACAGAACCAAAUCCUGAUUCGGCUCCGAUAAUCAAUCAGUAUAGAAUGUUCGACGCUACGAUGCUUCAUGAGCUGACGCACGCUGUACAUCCCCAAUAUCCGAGGAUAGACCAGGAGGGAAAUUCGAUAGCUGAGACUGACCCGGUGAAUCUCCAAUACCCGAAGCGCCGACCAACUAGAGACGUUGAUACAGGGAAAGAUAUCUCCGGAGCUAAAGGCGGAUACUAUUGGAAGAAUGUCAACUUUCUGAAGGAUAACAGUGGUCGGAUGAACGCAGAUUCUUUUGCUUUCUACGGAGUCGGAGCACGCUUCCUGAAGGAGAAGGGUUACCGGAUCUUGAAGUCUGGCUGCACGGAGAAGAUCAAGGGUGAGUACAGCUUCGCAACGGAGCUAAGUGGGACAAAUAUACAAGUGGACGGUACAUGGACAAUGCCUCAGUACAAACGCGACCUGUUCGGGUUUGAAAAUCCACUGGCGCAAUCGAGCUUCGCAAAAGCGCCACAUCAAUCAUCGAUAUCCCCCCCGUAUCCGAUGGAGCGUCGGAACGUGUCAUAUAUCAUCGGCUCUGCCAGUAUAAUGACUACGCGCACGAUCUUCGCGGCAACAUCAUAUUACAUUCCAACAAGCGCAGUAUCCCUGGCGCCUCCUUUGUCAUCUGCUGGUACGAACAUCUCCAGCGUUCAUGUCUCAGAUAGACCAAGCGGCUCACCUUCCUCCCCAGGGUCCUUCGGCAUCUCUAGUACGGUCGGAACGCUGAUGUCUUCACGAAGCUCUGGAUUAAAUUUGGCGUCGACAUCAGCGUUUAGUUUCCUCGCCGGAAGCUCAACCACGGGGACUGGGGUUAGCAUACCCAUCACCGACAUGUUUAGCUCCACGGCCUCCACGACAGAUCUCGCGGGGCUAAUUUCAUCCUUCUGGCAGCAAACACUUACAACUGCACCGGUACCCACACGUGAGCCGUCUUCCCUUGACGUCGAAGAUUUGUUCUGCACUCAUAGUCUCCUAGUAGGCUGCAUCGCUCCGUCGGGGUUUUCUUUCGAGCAACUCAUGACGGCUACGAAUGUCGCAAUACCAACAAUCACCGACAUCUCUAUAUUCCCGCACAUCAAUGUGCAAGGUGUGGAUGUUGUCAAAAUGAGCCUUCCCACCGACAUCUGCAACCCAAUACCAAAGCCUAGUGGAGAUGGCCUUCUCGGUGGGAUUUUCAAGUUUGGUGGCAACAUUGUCAACGGCAUCAUUGACAGCGCCUGCAAUAUUGAGCUUCCUGUGGUCAAAGGAGGACACAUACCAAAGUGGUUCAACUUUGGAAAGUUCCCUCACCCCUCCAGCUUCCCACCCGCACCAGACGGCAGCCCUACGGAGGCACAGGAUCCUAUAGACCCGGAAGACCCAGAAGACCCCACAGAAUCACCCGAUUCCAGCAGCAUCUCAUGUACCCAAACAGCUUUUGUCAGUUGCCGAGACAAGUCCAACGUUCUACACAACAAGCUGCUCUACACGAUUUACGUGCUCAGAAACUGGAUCGACUUCAAUAACGACAAUAACGUCUUCAAGCCAGAUACCGGAGGCGACAGGGUUAUUCGAACCCUUGUUGAACAAUGA